Messenger RNA from Mauremys reevesii (Reeves's turtle), 1319 nucleotides. RefSeq names its product Ras association domain family member 6 (gene RASSF6). NCBI's taxonomy places the organism in Eukaryota, Metazoa, Chordata, Testudines, Geoemydidae. The transcript has 12 exons. The record is from RefSeq and is a predicted model, not a curated record. Gene Ontology annotation, biological process: signal transduction. Bases 243 to 1277 code for a protein of 344 amino acids.
AACCAGUCAACAACCCAAUUGUCAUGUCCUGAUGGAGGCAGAGAAGAGAACAGGAACCGGACUCCACUGGAUCAACUGGAAUUUCUAUGAUUCCCAUCCAAUUCCACAGGAACCUGGUUCAGCUUUACUUGCUAGGACACUUUUGCUUUGUGACCUGAGGCAACUUUACAUCAGUUGUCCAUGAGCUAAUCUAUGCUGUGCCAAGGAUUCUAGUCUCAUCCCGUGCCAUCUAAUCUGAAUAAAUGAAGAAAGUGACUAUGAAAUCGCAACAUCUACAAUCUGCUAUUUCCAUCAGUGAGAACAAGUACAUUACCAGAGAUCAGCUUAACACUUUACUGAAGACGUAUAACUAUUUUUAUGCUGACCAAGAAAAUCUGCAGCUCUCCUAUAAUCAGCCAGAAGGCAGCAAACCAGUUAUUGAAGGAAUCCUGGCUAUUUUUUGGGGAGUACGUUGUCCCAUCUGGUUAAAAAUCCAAGAUGAGAAGCAAAUUCCCCCUUUUGUGACUCUGAAGUCGCCAGAGCGUGUGGGUUUGUUCCCUAGUAAAAGGGGGAUGAUGCGCUGGGGCGAAGUUCAUAAUCUCCAUCACAUUAGCGAAGAGACACCAAAUUCUUCAGAAGAACCCCCAAACCAUGAGGCAGGUUGCUUCUCUUAUGAGAGCAGCACCCUGAAGCCAAGGAGUGUGCAGGAGCUCAACUCCCUGACCCCACACAGAAGCAGAACCUUGAGUGAUGCUGCACAAGUGAGGAAAAGGGAAAAUUCCCCCACAAUAGCAAGAAAAGAUGUGGACACGCACAGGUUCUCCAUUAAUGGGCAUUUCUACAACUAUGAGACGUCAGUUUUCACUCCAGCCUUUGGAUCAGAAACUAAAAUAAGAAUAAACAGUAACAUGAAAACAGGAGAGGUAAUAGAGCAACUGCUUCAGAAAUUUAAGAUUGAAAACAGUCCACAAGAAUUUGCACUUUAUAUCAUCCAUGCAUCAGGAGAAAAGAAAAGGCUCAAGAACACAGACACUCCACUGCUGGAGAGACUUUUACAGGGUCCCUCAGAAAAGAUUGCCCAAUUUUUUCUCAUGGACAAGAAUGCAGAAGAAGUUACCAGUGAUGUUGCUCAGUACCUUAAAUUUCACGUUCCUCUUCUGGAAUCCUUUCUGCACAAACUAGAUGAAGAAGAAGAACGGGAGAUUCAACAGACAAUUGCAAAAUACGGUAGGGAGAAGGAUAUCAUCCGUCAGCAUCUUGACAGUAAAACAGUAAUAAAAACGGAGACUACUGUAUAAUGUCACAGCCUGCAACUGAUAAAACACUUCCUCCAAGUCAAA